Penicillium verrucosum is the source of this 1443-nucleotide messenger RNA. RefSeq lists its product as uncharacterized. Gene Ontology annotation, biological process: transmembrane transport. The record is from RefSeq and is a predicted model, not a curated record. Lineage: Eukaryota; Fungi; Ascomycota; Eurotiomycetes; Eurotiales; Aspergillaceae. Gene Ontology annotation, molecular function: transmembrane transporter activity. The transcript is spliced from 4 exons. The coding region runs from base 1 to 1443 and encodes 480 amino acids.
AUGUUUCCAUUCGACCUCAAACCCUUUGCUCAGACUGGAAACUACAACCAUUCCCUCGGGAUGCGUGACCACCAUGAGAGGCUGCCAAUGGGCUACAAAUGGCGUUCAUCCAAAUGGUUUAUCAUUGCAACCAUCUCAAUCGCGUUAUAUGCUGAGACAUUUCUCUAUGGAUUUCUGGUCCCUUUCCUCGGUGACAUGCUUCUGAAUCGCCUUCAUGUCCCACAUUCGAAAAUCCAGGAGUUGACAUCUGCUGUACUUGCCGUCCAUGGGGCACUCGCCAUAAUCGCUGGCCCUAUUAUUGGGCACUUUAGCGAUCGGAGCCACAACCGCAAGACUCCGUUGCUGUUAUCUCUUGGUGCGUCUAUCAUCGGGACUUGUAUGGUUGCAGUUUCUCGUUCGGUUCUUUUCCUCUUUCUAGGCCGUGCGGUGCAAGGAAUCGCAGGGUCUGCAGUGUGGAUCAUCGGCUUCGCAACAGUCGCUGAUACCGUCAGUCCGAAUAAUAUGGGCUCAGCAAUGGGACUGGUGAUGUCAUUUGCCAACUCGGGGACGAUUAGCGGACCUGCAAUCUCUGGGCUGCUGUACGAGAGUGUAGGUUACUGGGUGCUAUGGUCAAUUCCGUUACUGGUCCUAACUAUAGAUCUUGUCGCGCGCGUGCUUAUGGUGGACAAUCCGUCGGAAGCUCUACCGUCUGACCGUACAUUGGAGACGGAUAAUGUACCACUAUUAUAUGGAAGCGAAGAAAACCCAUCUGGAAUCGGGGGUGUCUGGCGUAUUUUGUUAUGCAAUGGUCGAGUUCUGACAUGCUUGUUGAUUACAUUUUCAAGCAUGAGUGUAAGUACGAGCUUGCACGCGACGCUUCCUUUGUAUAUCCACAAGCAAUUCGGCUGGGGUUCGAGUGCUAGUGGACUACUAUUUGCUGGUUUUGUCAUUCCAGGUGUCUUGCUCGGUCCCUUCGCCGGCUGGGUCCGUGACAAAUAUGGCGCACGAUACCCUGUAGUAGUCGGCGCUAUUCUCCAGGCGUUGGUACUCAGCCUUUCAGGUGUCGCGGGAGGCGAUCGUUUCUCCUGGUCCGGGGCACAGAAUGCCGGCAAAGUCAUCUAUUCAGUAUGUCUCAUUACUAUUGGCAUAUUGCGACCAUUCGUGUCUGGUAUUGCACCCGCCGAGUUGACCGAUACCGCCAAAAGGAUCCAGGAAAAUACCUCAAGGACUUUGGGGGGCGAAGGAGGCGUGUCACGUGUAAUCGCUAUGAUGGACGUCGCUGCCUCCCUCGGCAUGAUGGUUGGCCCAAUCAUGGGUGGCUUUCUUAAGGAACUGGUCGGGUACGAGGGUAUGAGUUUGACGUGGAGUCUAACUUAUGUUUUACUUGUUAUGUUUGCAAUGCACUUUUUAGAAUCCCAGGAAUCGAAGGAAGCGUCCUCUGUUGAGGAAAAUGCGGAUUGUUAG